Molecule: messenger RNA, 2137 nt
Organism: Drosophila takahashii
Lineage: Eukaryota; Metazoa; Arthropoda; Insecta; Diptera; Drosophilidae
Gene: AhcyL1
Product: Adenosylhomocysteinase like 1
Biological process (GO): L-methionine cycle
Cellular component (GO): cytosol
Source: RefSeq, a predicted model, not a curated record
AAGGAAUCCCCAGCCUAACCCAUCAUGAACAACCUGGCCGACACUGUGGUCGUGGAUCCCGGAUUCGGAGGCGGCGACAAGCAGCAGCUGGCCGGUCCGGCGCCCCAGGAUGCCAGCGUGGUGGUUCCGCCGCCGGCUACCAAGCAAUCGUCGGCGCUGAAGAAGACCAGCCGGUACAGGAGCCGCUCGCUAAGUGCCUCCUCCACGGACUCCUUCAGCUCCGCCAGCUACACGGGCAGCAGCGAGGAUGGCGACGAUGUGCCGCCGCGGGAGAAGGUGCAAAAGAACAGCAAGGGCAGCUCCGAUUUCUGUGUGAGGAAUAUAGCAGCCCAGCAUGCUUUUGGAAGGAGGGAAAUCGAGAUUGCGGAACAGGAAAUGCCGGGAAUUAUUGCCCUGAAGAAACGGGCCGCCGAGGAUAAGCCGCUGAAGGAUGCCAAGAUCGUGGGAUGCACACACAUCAACGCCCAGACGGCGGUGCUCAUCGAGACGCUGGUGGAACUCGGAGCCAGUGUGCGCUGGGCCGCCUGCAACAUCUACUCCACGCAGAACGAAGUGGCCGCCGCCUUGGCCGAAUCUGGAAUCCCAAUCUUCGCUUGGCGCGGCGAGACAGAGGAGGAUUUCUGGUGGUGCAUCGAUCGCUGCGUGAACGCGGAGAACUGGCAGCCGAACAUGAUACUGGACGACGGCGGCGAUGCCACGCACCUGAUGCUGAAGAAGUACCCGACCAUGUUCAAGCUGGUCAAGGGAAUCGUGGAGGAGAGCGUCACCGGGGUGCACAGGCUCUAUCAGCUGUCCAAGGCGGGCAAGCUGACGGUGCCGGCGAUGAAUGUGAACGAUUCGGUGACCAAGACCAAGUUCGAUAACCUGUACAGCUGCAAGGAGUCCAUUCUGGACAGCCUCAAGCGCUCCACGGACGUGAUGUUCGGCGGCAAGCAGGUGGUGGUCUGCGGCUAUGGCGAUGUAGGCAAGGGCUGUGCUCAGGCGCUCAAGGGACAGGGCUGCAUUGUCUACAUCACCGAAAUCGAUCCCAUUUGCGCCCUGCAGGCCAGCAUGGAUGGCUUCCGCGUGGUCAAGCUGAACGAGGUGAUCCGCAACGUGGACAUUGUGGUGACGGCGACGGGCAACAAGAAUGUGGUCGUGCGCGAGCACAUGGACAAGAUGAAGAGCGGCUGCAUUGUGUGCAAUAUGGGUCACUCGAACACGGAGAUCGAUGUGAACGGGCUGCGCACUCCCGAUUUGACCUGGGAGAAGGUGCGCUCGCAGGUGGAUCACAUCAUCUGGCCGGAGGGCAAGUACAUCAUCCUGCUGGCCGAGGGAAGGCUGGUCAACCUGAGCUGCUCCAGCAUUCCCUCGUUCGCCGUCUCCAUCACCUCGGCCACCCAGGCGCUGGCCCUGAUUGAGCUUUUCAAUGCACCGCCCGGACGCUACAAGUCGGACGUCUACUUGCUGCCCAAGAAGAUGGACGAGUAUGUGGCCAGCCUGCACCUGCCCACCUUCGAUGCCCAUUUGACGGAGCUGAGCGACGAGCAGGCCAAGUACAUGGGGCUGAACAAGGCCGGUCCUUUCAAGCCCAACUACUAUCGCUACUAGGAAUGAAGGGACAAAGAGUGCGCGACAGAUGCGCGGACAAUAACACCAGCAAUUAGGAGAAACAACAACGCCAACGAAAGUAUUGUCUUUGCGAAGAAGUAAAACUAUUUAAAACAAUUGUUGACACACACAAAAACACACACGCAACACACACAAAACGAUAUGGAAAAGGAGAACACAAAGUUACUAUUACCAUUGUAUUGCUUAGUUUAGCUCGAGCGGAAUUCUUGGUUGCUUUUCGUUAGCAUUUAACGUCUUCGAUAUAGUAUUUAGCACACUCGCUUUAGCCGCAGGAGUAUUCUCUCUGUUUACUAAUCCCCCAAUGACUCUCUAAAAACCUAAACUAAUCUUGCCCCUUAAGAAUUUAACCCCUUGAAAUGUUUUUAUAGCCGGUUACUUGAAUUUAUUUUAGAUAUUUCGAUUGCUUAUUAAUUAGACUGGGUUAUAGUUGAAAAGAUGUGAUUUUUAAGCUCGUAAAAUAGUUGGAAUUGAUAAUAUCUAUUAAGGGAAUUGAUAAGAAUCUAUAAAACUGUAUGUUCAAGUGGAA